GCAUAUUCCCAGAGCGCCCCCACCUCGCUGAAGCGUGCACCGCUGACGUCAUCUCUGGGCGACCGGCUGCCAGUAAGAUCACCAGGAGGCGGUAUCAGGCUUCUUUGGAAGACUUCCCUGAAGUUGCUGUUGAUAUAUGUUUUUAGCCCGAUCAUUCACAAGGAUGGCUAGCAACGGCACAGUACUGAACAGGUUGGAGCAGAGAGCUUCAGAGGCUGAUCAAGUUAUCGAAUACCUCAAACAGCAAGUUGCACUCCUCAAGGAGAAAGCAAUUUUGCAGGCAUCUCUACGAGAGGAGAAAAAGCUUCGUGUAGAAAAUGCCAAGCUGAAGAAGGAGGUUGAGUCUCUAAAAGAGCAACUUGUAAAAGAAGAGAUAAAAAAUGGAGUGAAACAAGUUGGGAUUCCAGAAAGUGUGUCUGCUCAAUCCAGUUGUGGUUCCUCUGAGCCAGCAACCGUGAAACCUUCCUCGCCAGCCCCUGUGAAACCGUCCCCGCCAGCCCAGGGAUCUUCUUCGCCAGCGCCAAAAGCUGGAGGAGAAGAGAAAAAGAAAAAGGAAAAGCCUGAAAAGAAAGGUGAAAAGAAAGAAAAGAAAACGGUUGCAGCUGAUGAAGAGAAACCAGUGGACGUCUCCCGUCUUGACCUACGAGUUGGCUGCAUCAUCUCUGCCAAAAAGCACCCUGAUGCCGAUUCCCUGUAUGUUGAAGAGGUGGAUGUAGGAGAAGCCACACCAAGAACUGUUGUCAGUGGGCUUGUGAAACAUAUUCCUCUUGAACAGAUGCAGAAUCGUAUGGCAGUGCUCCUCUGUAACUUGAAACCUGCUAAGAUGAGGGGCAUCCUUUCCCAAGCCAUGGUCAUGUGUGCCAGCUCUCCAGACAAAGUGGAAAUCCUAGAUCCUCCCAGUGGAGCAGUUCCUGGAGAUAGAAUCACCUUCCAGGGUUUCCCAGGAGAACCUGAUAAGGAGUUAAAUCCCAAGAAGAAGACAUGGGAGCAGAUACAGCCCGAUCUCCUCACCAGUGAGCAGUGUGUGGCAACAUACAAAGGAGUACCAUUUGAAGUGAAUGGAAAAGGUGUAUGCAAAGCCCAGACCAUGACCAAAAGCAGUAUUAAAUAAACAAUGACUAACAAGAUGACGGCAUUCAGAUACUGUCCUGUUGAGCUGCCAAGUACAAUAAAGACAAUUAACUAGUUUAUUACUGCCUUA
Spea bombifrons (plains spadefoot toad) is the source of this 1201-nucleotide messenger RNA. It is a transcript of the gene AIMP1, whose product is annotated as aminoacyl tRNA synthetase complex interacting multifunctional protein 1. NCBI's taxonomy places the organism in Eukaryota, Metazoa, Chordata, Amphibia, Anura, Pelobatidae. The transcript is spliced from 8 exons. Gene Ontology annotation, molecular function: tRNA binding. The record is from RefSeq and is a predicted model, not a curated record. The coding region runs from base 137 to 1111 and encodes 324 amino acids.